AUGCGCUCCAUUCAAAUUGCCGCUAUUCUUGGAUGCCUUGUCUCCCUCGUUUCUGGCCAGACUAUCUACAUGGCAGGAGACUCGACAAUGGCGAAAGGUGGAGGCGGCUCCGGCCUGGAAGGGUGGGGUACAUUCCUUGGGCAAUACGUGACUAUUCCGGUCGUCAAUUUGGCGGUCAGCGGGCGAUCUGCAAGAUCAUAUACGGAAGAAGGUCGAUUUGCGACAAUCAUCGACACAGUGGAGCCUGGCGACUUCGUUAUCAUUGAGUUUGGGCACAACGAUGUUUCGGCCGGUGCGGUCGACAAUGGACGACAAGCCGCGGUUGGUGAUGAUUACAAUGGGACCGCUAUAGUUAAAACAGCGAAUGGAACAUCAAUUGUCAUUCACACCUUUAAUUAUUAUGUGGAAAACGCAAUCAACGCCGUCAAAGCCAAGGGCGCCAUCCCAAUCAUUGCAUCCAACACUCCGAACAACAGCUGGGUGAACGGGGCCAUCGCAGCACCUGCCCGUUUUGUCGGGUAUUCUGCGCUAGCUGCGAGCCGCACGGGCAUCUCAUUUGUGGAUCAUUACCGUUACACGGCUCAAUCGUUCCAGAGCGUUGGCGAAGCGACCACGAAUACCUACUUUCCCAAGGACUACAAGCAUCCCAACCCCGCUGGGGCUAACGUUAUUGCUCAAGCGUUCGUGCGAGGGGUGGCAUGCGUUAAGAGCUCGUUGGCUGGUAAAAUAAACGCAGCUGGAAAGAGUGUUCCACUGACAGGUUCGUGGUUUGGACCAAGGACCAAUGAAGAGGAUACGGACGGUGGUACAACACCCCGGCCCUCUCUUUCCCCACCUCCAGGCAGCCAACCACCCAGAGUUUCAACUGACAAGCCAACCAAACGCGUAUUUCCUGCGUAUACAACACCACACGAUGCUGUACUUUCAGAGCUGCACGGAACGGGCCCGAAAUCUGCUGCGAACGACAGACCCGUUGCUCCCGCAUCCAUCAAGGAUGGCCUUGUCCCUCCGGACCCGAUAGGCACACAACGAGACGAAAAGGCUGCGUCCCCUAUAUCGCAAGAUGGCCCUCGCUUCACCUCUCCAGACUUGUUACUCGAUCCUUUCGACGGAAGCACCUUAGGAGUUUUAAUACCCCAUGCUCAAGAACUCAAUCAGAAUGGCGAAGAGCAAUCUCCGUCGCGCAUCAACCUUGCGGGUGGCCACGAUGGUGCUCUACACUCAAAUCCGCCUGGCAGCGAGGCAGUUUGGUCCCACUUAUCGCGCGUUUUGGAUAUACAGAGCGAGAUAUCUAAGAUGCAUCUCGAAAUGGAGAGCAUAGGAGCCAGCAAAGGCGGCGACUUCAAAUCCCAAAGACCGAAGCCGUCCUCUCACAAGCCUGUCGUACCCGAAGGAGCCAAUGCUUCGUCUAGCUUGGGUCCUGGUGACCCCGUGAUGCCUCCUGGUCUUCAACGGCCACGUCAACGAGCCGUCAGUAUGGUUUCGACGAUUUCAUCCGUUGCCGAGGGGGAGGAUGAAGACGAUGAGGGUGUCAACGUGCCCGAUGAAGAAGCGGAGAAAGCAAGGCUGCGAGAGCAAGAAUUCGCCAAAUUAGCGAGCCAGUUUGAAGGAAGAAAAGACGCGAUACAAGGCAUCAUGAACAAGCUUGACGACCUUUCGAAAACCUUGUCCGAGUUCCACGCCCUCCAAAUGCCCAAUUUUGAUUUUCCAGCCUCUCGCAAUAAUUCAAUAGGUGCAACAACACCCCCCGUGCCAGCUGCGUCUCCUCUGGUAUCAAGAGAAGGCGACGCUACGAGUGGUAGUGUCCCACCUUCUCAGGCCUCUGCGCCCACGAGCAAUAGACCAUAUGGUUCGAGUCAGCCAGGCACUGCCUCCUCUUCUUUAGCAGUUCAUCCACCACCAUUCAAUCGCUCCAAGAGCGACUAUGCAGGCCCUGGCGCCCCGCCUGCGAAAGUCAUGCCGCAAAAGAAGGUGGUACCAACAGUGCUGAUAAAUUCAAUUUCAAUGGACCUGGAAGCGCAUCCUCAUGUCAUGGAAAGCCCGGCCUCGACCGUCGGGAGCUUCAAGCUCCCACCAGAGGAGUGA
Cyclocybe aegerita is the source of this 2085-nucleotide messenger RNA. Lineage: Eukaryota; Fungi; Basidiomycota; Agaricomycetes; Agaricales; Hemipholiotaceae. The record is from the annotation of a GenBank genome assembly.